GCGUUGUUAAGAACUGUAUUAUGUAUUAAUAUGAUACAUUAAUUUUCUCACGAAUUGCAAAGGUUAUUAGUUAACUUUUAAAAAAUUAUCUUUCGUACUAGCAAAGGAGAAUGUCCCCCUUUUUCCUGUACGCCUAUAUCCUUAUUUCCCCCAAAAUUUCUCAUUACGAAGUCUCAUUUUUUUGACAUACUGCUUGAAUAUAACGCCAAGAGGAUACCUCCCAUUACUUAAAACGGACAUGAGUCAAAAUGCCUCUUAAUGUUGUAACCCCAGCUGAACCGAAGGACCCUUCGAUGAUUCACAAAUUUAAUAUAAAUGAAACUUACUCUGGAGACCUGGAAGGAAUUCUCGUUCUAUGCUUAUUAGGAAUUCUCCUUGGAAUAUUUUUCAAGGUCAUCGAAAUUAUUUUUGUUGUCAUUUUCGUGCUGAUUUCAAUAUUCCUAACCGCGCGGAACGGAGAAAUAAAUAUCAUAUCGAUACUGCCGACGAUAAUAAUGGUCGUGAUGACGUCGGGCAUGGCAUGGCUUCAGCAAAAGAACCUUAACAAAAGACAGCUCAGCAAGUUCGAAAUUUGAUUCUGUUCUUCGUAGGCUCACCCUGCACCAUACCAUACGCGUUGUUUUUUUUUUCCCCCACCGUAUGUUUUUUUUUUUUUUUUUUUCGUUACCAUUCGUACAUGCCCCUUUAACUUUGCUGAUUUUUUUAAAAUUAUAAC
Molecule: messenger RNA, 715 nt
Organism: Plasmodium coatneyi
Lineage: Eukaryota; Apicomplexa; Aconoidasida; Haemosporida; Plasmodiidae
Exons: 4
Coding region: 249-575 (108 amino acids)
Source: RefSeq, a predicted model, not a curated record